This is a messenger RNA of Girardinichthys multiradiatus, 2320 nucleotides long. RefSeq names its product bridging integrator 2b (gene bin2b). The transcript has 13 exons. Gene Ontology annotation, cellular component: plasma membrane; phagocytic cup; cytoplasm. Bases 337 to 1980 code for a protein of 547 amino acids. Gene Ontology annotation, biological process: plasma membrane tubulation; phagocytosis, engulfment; podosome assembly. The record is from RefSeq and is a predicted model, not a curated record. Gene Ontology annotation, molecular function: protein binding; phospholipid binding. Lineage: Eukaryota; Metazoa; Chordata; Actinopteri; Cyprinodontiformes; Goodeidae.
GUCACUAGAGGAACGUAAAUUACGCCCAUCGAUCUCAGGUGAGUGUUGUUGCAAGACUCCUGCAGAAGAAGAAGAAGAAGGCCCACGGGUGGGAAACGUUUCUCAAGAGCGGCGCUGAUGUUUAUGGGACAGAUCAGGACACGCAGAAUGUCCUGGUAGCUGCCUGGGUUUAUUUCGUAAGUGUGUCUUGUUGCUCCACCUCCACCGCCUUGAGCUGAGUUUGCAGCUGAGUCGCGCCGAGGAAGCAGCAGACGUGAGGAGAGCUGAACUAAACUGAACUGAACCGAACUGAACUGAACCGAACCGAGAGAGAUCGGAGCAGAGACAAGCUGAGAGAUGGCCGAGAAUAAAGUGGGUCCGAACCUCCAGGCUGGAGCUGGAUUCUUUGCCAAACGGGUCCAGAAGUCCUUGAAUAGAGCACAGGAGAAGGUCCUUCAGAAACUGGGUAAAACCAUGGAGACCAAGGAUGAGCAAUUUGAGCUGUGCUUCCAGGACCUCAACAAGCAACAGAUCGACGGAAACAGAUUGUUUAAAGACGUGAAGGCCUACUAUGCAGCAGUGAAAACUGUGCAUGAGACCUCCAAGCGACUGUCCCUGACCUUAAAAGACAUUUAUGAAUCUGACUGGAACGGAGUGGAGGACCUUGCUGUCAUUACAGAGAGUGAGGACUUGCUGUGGAACGACUUUGAGGAGAAAAUAAGUGACCAGCUUGUCCGCACCAUGGAGAACUACACAAGCCAGUUUCCUGAGGUCAAGGACCGAGUUGCAAAACGGGGGCGCAAACUGGUGGACUACGAUUCAGCUCGUCACCACCUGGAAGCUCUGCAGAGCGCUAAGAAAAAGGAUGAAGCCAAAAUCACUAAGGCAGAGGAGGAGUUCAACAAAGCCCAGAAUGUCUUUGAAGAGAUAAAUAAUGAGCUGCGGGAGGAGUUGCCUGUUCUCUAUCAGAGUCGGAUCGGCUGCUACGUGACCGUGUUCCAAAACAUCUCAAACCUGCGAGAUGUCUUUUAUAAAGAAAUGAGCGUGUUAAACCGGGAAAUUUACAAUGUGAUGAAAAAACUGGAGACUCAACACUCGGGCAAAAAUUUCAUCAUCAAGGGUUUGAAUAGCAGCACAACUGGCAAGUCAAAGAAAAGAAGGUCCCUGGCCAUCUCCAACCCCAUCCCCUGCAACACAGCUUUCCCAGCUGAUCAUGUAUCUAUCCAUUCCCCUUCCCAAAAUGGCAAAGAAGCUGGUCCCUCUUCCCCUGUCCAACAGUGUGAGAGCAUUUCCAAAGAAACCACUGCACCAGAGGAAACCAGCUUCCCAUCCAAAAGCACUAGUUCAUCAGACUCAGAUCUCAGCUUCAGCGGCCUAAACACGCCUCAGAGGCAGUCUGUUUGUGACGAUGAGAACAGCGACAAGAGCACACGCAGUCAGAGUCCAGAAGACCUGGAGGCCGAGGCUGAGGCAGAGCUCGCGACAAAUCAGUCGGAUGACUCCGGCGUCGGAGUGCCAAAGUCUGAGGCAGCGAAUCAGGAACCAUCAAGCCCCUCUGAUUCAGCAGAUGGGGAUGACAUGCAGAGUCUUGACCAGGGCGCCGUGGGCAAUCUGUCAUUAGAGGAGGCUGAACCCAGACCUCACCCAGUUCCGCCCCUCCGCCAAUCCUUCCACUCCACAGACCAACAGCCCCUGUUACCUGAAAAGGACGGGAUGGAAACAUCAAACAAUCCCGAGACAUCUGAGCCAGGAGAUGACUCGAAUUCCCAGAAUCCACCUGGCUUUCUUUACAAGGCGGUGGCGACAGAGAGCAGUGCAGCGUCUGACGAAGGCCAGCUGCAGUUUGAACAGGGAGACUUCAUCCUGGUGAUAGCUGCCACCCAAGAGCUGGACGGCCUGCUGAGGGGGAUCAGGGAGGAGAGCUGGAAGCAGCACCAGGAUCUGGACAACUACUCAGGGAUCUUCUCAGAAAAACUCAUCCAGCCAGUACAGGCGGAGUGAGGCAACAGUCAAUCGUCACCCUGUAAUAUUUCUUCUUCCACCGAGCAGUUGCUGGGUCACACACCCAGUGAUCCCAUAUGUUUUGGGUGCAGAAGCUGUACAAACAAAUGAGCACAAGUCCCUUGUGGCUUUCCCACAUGCUAUGAUGAUGAUGUCGCAACUAGUGGAAUAAACGUGACUGAGCUAAAGAACAUUAUAUAAGUGGUGUUUGGAAAUGUUACAGUAUUUUGAUCGCGUGUUUUUACAACUUUUCAAAGAGCCACUGUGAAACAAUGCUUUUAAGCUGUGUUUUUAAUAUUUCACAAAACCUCUCAAUAAAGUUCUAAGUGACAGAAAAAAA